Messenger RNA from Austrofundulus limnaeus, 1479 nucleotides. RefSeq names its product urate oxidase (gene uox). Gene Ontology annotation, cellular component: peroxisome. The transcript has 8 exons. Bases 89 to 988 code for a protein of 299 amino acids. The record is from RefSeq and is a predicted model, not a curated record. Gene Ontology annotation, biological process: purine nucleobase catabolic process; urate catabolic process. NCBI's taxonomy places the organism in Eukaryota, Metazoa, Chordata, Actinopteri, Cyprinodontiformes, Rivulidae. Gene Ontology annotation, molecular function: urate oxidase activity.
AGGUGGUGACACCCUCCUUUCCAAAWAUUCCUCAAUCAUCAAAAGGUUCUUUUUUUGUUGGGAACCAACUUAAGGAGACGAAAGCAUCAUGGCAUCUGCAGCACAUCAGAACGUGGAGUUUGUCCGAACAGGCUAUGGCAAGAACGCCGUGAGGGUCUUGUUCAUCAAGAGGCGGGGGAACUACCACGACAUCGUGGAGCUGAAAGCCAACGUGGAGCUCACGCUCAGGUCUCGCAAGGACUAUCUGACUGGGGACAACUCUGACAUCAUUCCCACAGACACCAUCAAGAACACUGUCCAUGGUCUGGCCAAAAUCAAAGGGGUAAAAACCAUUGAGCAGUUCUCACUGGAUAUCUGCCAUCAUUUUCUCACCUCCUUCAAUCAUGUGAUGAGGGCCAAAGUGUACAUAGAGGAGGCUCCAUGGAGAAGGCUGGAGAAGGAUGGGGUACAGCAUGCUCAUGCAUUUAUCUACAGCCCUGAAGCUUGUCGUUUCUGUGACGUUGAACAGAACCUUGAUGGUCCUCCUGUGCUUCACAGCGGAGUGAAGGACAUGAAGGUGUUAAAAACCACCCAGUCUGGCUUUGAGGGGUUUCUCCGCGACCGCUUCACAACACUGCAAGCCACCAAGGACAGGUGUUUCUGCACCACUGUCUAUUCCAGGUGGCGCUACAACAAGACCCAGGAUGUUGACUUUGAUGCUGCRUGGAAGUGUGUGAGGGAUACGGUUAUCGAGAAGUUUGCUGGCCCCUAUCACUGUGGAGAGUACUCUCCAUCUGUGCAGAAGACUCUCUAUGAAACUCAGGUUCUGGUUCUGGACAGAAUUCCUGAGGUGGAAGAAAUCGAGAUCGUCAUGCCCAACCAGCAUUACUUCACCAUAGACAUGACAAAAAUGGGUAUUGCCAACAAAGAUGAGGUCCUUCUUCCUCUGGAUAAUCCCUCUGGAAACAUCACAGGGACGGUGUGUCGGAAACAGAGAGCCCGACUUUAAAAGCCACAUCACAACCUGAAAGUACUGAAGCUGUCCUCAGAUAUUUACCUAAAUGAGCUAAUUAAAAAAAAGAUCAAUGAUUAAAUGUGGAUUAUUACGUUCUGAAAACAGUGACCCUCAAGACUUGCCAAACAUGACUACAUCUGACCUUGUCAUGUACAUGCUGCCAAUCAUAAUGUACUACAAUUGCUCUGAUAAGGAAAUAAUACGCAAGAUUUUGUUGCAUUUAUUUAGACCCAGUGCUACGAUCAAUUUAAGCGUUUAAUACGGUUACACUUUUGUGUAAAGUCUUCUCCAGCAUCAAGUCUUUUAGUACAGUCAGGUACAAUUAUUUGUGACACGUUUUCAUUGCUGUAGAGUCCAAUCUUUAUGUUCCUCAGCCAAUCAGAGCCUUUCACACCAGCUUUAGCUCUUUUAUCCUGAGUUCUAAACCACAUUAAACAUGUGGAAAUGCUACUACUUUCAGUAAUAAACAUUACAAUGAGUUCUAA